Messenger RNA from Petromyzon marinus (sea lamprey), 1805 nucleotides. It is a transcript of the gene NHP2, whose product is annotated as NHP2 ribonucleoprotein. NCBI's taxonomy places the organism in Eukaryota, Metazoa, Chordata, Hyperoartia, Petromyzontiformes, Petromyzontidae. The record is from RefSeq and is a predicted model, not a curated record. Gene Ontology annotation, cellular component: nucleolus. Gene Ontology annotation, molecular function: RNA binding.
AUUUAUGGACGGCCCCUUAGAUCAAAACGAGAAAACAUUCCUGCAGGCACUCCCAGCCGCUCUCAGGACGCCUAAAGUGGCCCGCGGCGUCAUCAAGCGGAGGGCCCUAGCCUACCUUCGCGCAUGCGCAGUGGUGCCACAGGCUCGUGGCGCCACCACGUGGGAGCCGCCUGCACGAAGUUGGGAAUCGAACCGGGGACGUGCGGAGAUUCAGCGCCGUGAAUUGACAACAACCACACCACCACCACACCCCCUGAACGCUUCAGCCAUGGCAAAGUCGAGCAAGCACAAGGUGGCCGAGGAGGGGCAGGCGGAGCCCGCCGCGGGCCCAGUGGAGAAGUCGUACGAGGAGCUGGUGGCGAACGUGAGCGUGAUCGCGAACCCGCUCGCCUCGCGCAAACUCACAAAGAGGCUCUACAAGACCAUCAAGAAGGCAUCCAAGCAGAAGAUGCUGAGGAGGGGUGUGAAGGAGGUGCAGAAAUUCCUGAAAAAGGGCGAGAAAGGAAUCGUUGUGCUGGCCGGAGACACGCAACCGGUGGAAGUGAUUUGCCACAUCCCCAUCAUGUGCGAGGAUCAGAACCUGCCGUACUGCUACGUCCCGGCCAAGGCGGACCUGGGCGGAGCGGCGGGAUCGAAGCGCGCCACUUGCGUCAUCCUGGUGAAGGCGCACGAGGAUUACCAGGAGGCCUAUGACGACUGCUUCGCUGACGUGAAGGCCCUGCCGCUGCCCGUGUGAAGAAGACGACGACUCGCGCUCGUUACUCCAAGGGACGAUUCAACGAAUUGUCUUGACUCCGGGAACCGUGAUCCGCAGUCGAUUCCACAAUUCAUUCAUGGUCUCGUGCCAUUUCUUCUUCUUUGUACUGUUUGACGUUAGCUUAAUGUAACAUUGGCACACGAUGUUCGUAAUUGAUCAAUUUGUUACUUGUGAUUAGACGAUUGCAUUACGAGUCCGAGGAUGUCAUGUAAUUGAUGCAUCGUUACAUGCCACCGGAUGCAAACCAGACACGUUUAUGUCAAAGAUUAAUUUAUUAAAAUCAGCUAUUCCACUCAACAUGCUUUGUCAUGCACAUACGAAAUUGCAAACAUUACCGUUAUGCUGAUAAUACCAAUGGAUUAGUAUACAUAUAACAAAGGAGAUACUGCUGAGACAAAAAGAUGUUAGAGUUGUGCCACCAAUUUUCAAAAGUUAAUUGAACCGCAGUUGGGAGGACUGGAGAAAGGGGUGUGUAUGUAUGUUGAACUUCUUUCCCACCAUACGUAGCCAACCAAGCUGAUCGGAGGUGCAGCACGUGUCCCAUUGCCUCGUAUGCCUUCGUGUGAAGGGAGACGUGACCCAUAAAACUAACGCGUGUGAUGGUGCUCCCCACAUCAACAGAUUCAUAUUUUUUUGGGAUACAUUUUGUUUAUUAGUCGAGGCAUUAAUCACGAAUGAUGUCGAAGCGUUCAGCUGCCCUUUGAAAGAAGACUGACACGGUGGUUAAUCUGUUAUUGUGAAGUUUUGUGUUUUCAUAAGACUUGGUAUCUUUUUUUUUCUUUUACGUCUAUCAAAAGUGUGAUAUCGUUUUGUGAAAAGGAAAGAUGGGAAGGUAGAUAUUUAAAUUUGUGUCAUUGCUUUGACAGCUCCCAGGUAGGUUAUUUUUUUUGUAUUUAGGUGAAAAAAUUUGGCUGUGAGCAUGUUUUUAGUAAAUUGAAUGUAUGAAAAAAAGAAACAAAAAAAUCCUUCCAUACCACAUUUACAUGUAUCGUUUUAUUACAGACAUUUUACAAAUUAUUAAAACUAGUUUUGAAGAAAAGGUUAUAAA